AUGCCUAUUGAGGUAACUCGCAUGACAGAGGCCGAUAUAGACGGCGCAAUAGACACAAUCCAGCAAGCCUUCGCAGAUGACCCAUACAACAGAUGGGUAUAUCCUGAUCGCUCAAAGAUCUCACUAACCCGCAACCGCGUCUCUCUUACUCUCCGCUGCCAUUGGGGCAUCCGUCAUGGCCUCUUCCAUGUCGCGCGCGACCCCACCUCCUCCACGCCUACCAAAGUUCUCGGAUGCGCAAUGUGGCUCCCACCGCACCCUCCUUCCGAGCCCGAAUCUUGGCCGCUCUACCUUUCCUCCUGGACUCUCUGGCUUUCGCAAAUCCGGAUGAACCUAUGGUACGGCCGUGGUGGGUUAAGCACAACGCGAUACUGGAUAUGGAAGGCGCGGCAGGCAGAAGCGCAAAAGGAGCUUUGGACGAGCGAGAAGGGAUACUAUUUCUGUAAUAUCGUUACGGUGCUCCCAAAGUGUCAGGGAAAGGGCGUGGGGAGAAAGUUGAUAGAGGAGGUGCUGGGUAUGGCAGAUAGGGAAGGAAUCAGCUGUUAUUUGGAAAGCAGUAGGAAGGAGCCGAAUGUGGAGAUUUAUGAGAAAUUUGGAUUCAGGCUUGUGAGGGAGAUGGAGUGUAGAGAUGGGGAAGGGGAGCAAGAUGCGAUUAAGCUCUAUUGUAUGGUGAGGGAUCCUCAGGGUGGCGGUGACGGGAAUAUAAAGAAGACGCAGAGUAUAGAUGACACUGUUGGCGCAACAUCCGAGAUUGCCUCAUGA
Molecule: messenger RNA, 762 nt
Organism: Dothidotthia symphoricarpi CBS 119687
Lineage: Eukaryota; Fungi; Ascomycota; Dothideomycetes; Pleosporales; Dothidotthiaceae
Product: acetyltransferas-like protein
Exons: 2
Coding region: 1-762 (253 amino acids)
Molecular function (GO): acyltransferase activity, transferring groups other than amino-acyl groups
Source: RefSeq, a predicted model, not a curated record